CCGUGACAGCGAGUGGAAAGUGGGGGGGAACAGCGCUGUCGCCUCAGCCGAGCAAUAGGAACUACAAUCCUCUGGACAGCUGUCACCCUGUAGGUCAGCGACGACAGUCCAGGAUGCCUUACAUUCUCAUCAGCACACAGAUCCGGCUGGAGACCGGGCCCACCAUGGUAGGAGACGAGUACUCAGAUCCUGCCAUCAUGAGCUAUUUGGGAGCCAGGAAAACAACCAUUCUGGGGAACAAUUUUUCAGAAUACCACGUGGAUGAACCUCCUCGAUUGGUCCUAGAUAAGCUUGAGAAGCUCGGCUAUAAAGUUAUGACCAUGACGGGUGUUGGUCAGACUCUGGUGUGGUGCCUUCACAAAGAAGCCAGUGACCUCUGAAAAUAUUCAGUAGAUCACUCUUUUUAGCACUUUUUCUGUAAUUAAGGUUACAUAGUGUUUACACUACCAAAUGAAGUUAUAAGGUCAUAUUCCAUGUUCUAGUCCAGUGAUUCUCCAUCCUGGUCCUGAAGUAUCACCGGUAUGCUUGUUGUAGUGUUUUCCCUGCUCAAACACAUCAACUUCAACUCAGGAAGUGCUUGUUGAACGGGAAUUCCACUGAUUUUUUUACAUUUUAGCCUAAUUCAAUGGUCUUACUCAGAUUCAUUUACAGUGGUGGUGAUAGGAACCAAGGAUCACAGUGUCUACGAAGCAAAUACAGCCAUUUUAUUUACUAUAUAAAAUGACCUGCGAACACAUGAGUUUUUAUAUGUAAUGUUGAUGAAAGUAAAAUAGUGCUAGAUUUGCCUCAUGACACACUGCAUGUCUCUCUCUGCCAAUCACAGAUUAAAAAAUAGGUUUUAAACUAAAACCUAAUCUCCAAACUGGUUCCUAUCACCACCAAUGUAAACAAUUCUGAUUCUAAAAUGGCACAUUUCACAUCUCACUCUAAAUGACUUGUUUAUAUCUUAGAGAUUUUAUUAUAUAGAACGUUUUGGUGAAUUUCUCCUUUAAUUAGAUCAUAGGUUGAAUCAGGUGUGUUGGGAGCAGGGGAAGCUCUAAAAUGUGCAUAGCUGUGAUACUCCAGGGCUACGAUUGUGAACCAGUAUUCUAGACUAUUAUCCUGUUCAGUGAUCAUAAAUGAGAAAUACUGUCCAAGACAAACUCUCCUAACAAAUCUGCCUCUAGCAGAUUUGAGCAGUAUUAGCAGGCGACCACUUGUGUAAGUGUGAUGGUUAAUUUCUUUUUUGCAAAAUAGUCUUGCAACCAAAACUGAGAACUUUUUUCAUGCUAAAGCUGCACAAUUAAGCCUGCCAUAUUAGAUAAAUGCCAUCAGGAAUGAUGGAAAGCCAGUGUUUCACAUUCCACAAGAAGCCAGUGUCCUGUUUAGAUGCUGCAUUCUUCUUCUUUUUUUAAAUAAACUGUAUGACAUGAAUAACUGCCAUAAAGUAAUAUUAUGAAUUCUCAUGUUUUAUUAAUUGCAUCAUAUAAAAUCUCUGUCAAUAGAUAUUUUGCUGCAACUGAAGUGAAAGAUUCCUCAUUUUAUACCAGAGAAUUGAAGAAGGUCUUGUUGGAAGACAAAACUCAUUUAUUUCUAUUUUAUUGCAUUGAAACGGGUUCAUUUAAAGAAUGUUCAGUUUAUUGGUGGUUUUUAAAAUGUAGCUUUCUCACAUGUUCUCUGUAGCGUACAUUCUAUUUUUCUGGUAAACUGCAAAUACUGCAAAGAACUGUGUAAACUAUAUGUUUGGUCAUGUAUGUGAUAUUACAGUGAGAAUGAAAUAAAUAAAGGUUUAAAUUCAAGAAAUUGACUGAAA
Molecule: messenger RNA, 1792 nt
Organism: Colossoma macropomum (tambaqui)
Lineage: Eukaryota; Metazoa; Chordata; Actinopteri; Characiformes; Serrasalmidae
Gene: gchfr
Product: GTP cyclohydrolase I feedback regulator
Exons: 3
Coding region: 114-380 (88 amino acids)
Biological process (GO): negative regulation of biosynthetic process
Cellular component (GO): cytoplasm; nucleus
Molecular function (GO): GTP cyclohydrolase binding
Source: RefSeq, a predicted model, not a curated record